Amyelois transitella is the source of this 6582-nucleotide messenger RNA. RefSeq names its product dual serine/threonine and tyrosine protein kinase. Gene Ontology annotation, biological process: protein phosphorylation. The transcript has 22 exons. The coding region runs from base 266 to 3751 and encodes 1161 amino acids. Gene Ontology annotation, molecular function: ATP binding; protein kinase activity. NCBI's taxonomy places the organism in Eukaryota, Metazoa, Arthropoda, Insecta, Lepidoptera, Pyralidae. The record is from RefSeq and is a predicted model, not a curated record.
CACAGUGCCUGGCAAGGUGACGUUAUAUUGUGGGGCCGAUUUAUUUAUUUUUGUUGAUUUUCCUUUCGUUCAUUGUGCGAAUUUCACUUUAGAACACGCAACAAAAUACAAGGACGAUACAACAAACAGGUGAAAUUUUGUGCUGUAUUUGUGCGGUUAGUUCAGAAGCGAACUAUUGUUGUGGUACCUCCAAGAGUAUAAUCAAAUUAACUUCUGAUUCGACAUCAAGUUAGUAUUCGCAUGACAUUACCAUCGCACAUUAAAAAUGGCGGGCGGGUGCGCGUGGUCGCGUCGCGUGGCGGCGCGCACGCGCACGAUGCGCGGUCUCGUGCGCGACACGCAGCGCGCUUUGCACGACGUCUGCGAUAUAUUGAACUAUGAUCAAGAAAUCCUAGGCACAGUGCAAGAUAUAGGCACCCAGUGCAACCGACCCACAGCUUUGGUAGUCCUGGGGAGCACUCCCGCCGCCCGCGCUCGGCUUUUACACUGUCUUCUUGGCAGGAGGCUGUUGCCUGAACCCACGCCCAGGGGGUGUCGCUGGCUAAAAAUUCAGUACGGCAGCAGCACGCAGGUCCACCUGACCCUGGGCAACUCGGAGUUUGAGCUGGUAGAAGAGUUGGAGUGCAAUAAGAGACCGUGGGAGACGCUGCCUUUGGAGGAUUUACUCCGCCAUCAGCACAACGACCUAUCAACCGUUCUGGAAAUCGAACUGAACAACUCAUUCCUUAAGGACGGCCUUAAGAUCAUUGUACCACCGGACAUACACCCAAACCCGGGGGCAACAAGCUAUCAGACAUUGAAAGAAACCAAUACAGACUUGUAUACUAAACGUGAAACAAUACUAAGACAUUACAAUGCUAUAUAUUUGUACGCUUUAGACAGAAUAGGUAAAAGUGUUUUUAGUGAAAAUAUAGGUGACGUUAUGGUGACGUCGAGAAGUGAUGAGGACUUUUGGGCUUCGUUCAAUUUGUAUAGCGUGUCGCGUGUGAGUGAUGUCAGUGAAGUUAGUGAAGUGAAUGUGAGUGCUAAAGAGGAAGUGCCAGUGAAAGUAGUGAAGGAGAGUAGCGGUGAGCCUUCGGUUUUUGAUGGGGAGAACUGCCUCGAUCUUCAUCAGAUCAAAGAAAUCAACCCUCACGUGCAAUUGCUGUUCGUUCUAUUCUCGGACAGUGUAGACAUGUCCGCCAUUAGGGAGCAGGAGGGGGUGAACGAAGCCACAGAGUCGGCAGAAGACAUGUACAGAGCUGAUGAUCUGCCGGAGUCGGAUCAGGGUUUAUUGGAGCCCGUUAUGAGAAGUGAACAAGAAUCUCCCAUCGAGAGUAAGAGAAGCGCUGCCAACAGAAGAUUGAGAGAAGAACAGAUUGGCUUCAUGAAUGAGCUCCUAGACCAGUGGGAGAUGUGCAGUCCACCUCCGAAACACCAUGCGAAGAGCAGAUGGCUUAUAGCCAACGACACUGAUAUAAUGCGUACGGUCGACCACAAAGUUGUGUCGCAAUACGCAGGCGCGGGCGCACACAGCGCCGGGGAGACUUGCGAGCGGGGGGGUACUGUGAGCUCCCGGCCGGCGCUGCUGGGCGCGGUUGUCAAAUUUGCGACAGAGUGCGCUCAGAGCGCUUUGUUGGAGUGCAGCACGCAACUAAGCGAGGUCCACGUGAAGCUUCUUCAACAGUUCAUAUUGGCUUCGUUCGACCUUGCGCGGGAGUUGCAAGUCGUCCCCAAGAAGAUACAGUAUGUGGCAACACAAGAACAACAAUUAUAUGAAACUAUCAACAACAAAUUCAGUGAGGGUGACAAAAAACAAGAACUGGUCGGCAUUAUGCAAGAGGUUCUCCAUGAGAUGCAGACGGAAGUCGAUAAUAUGGAUUGGAGCGUAGAUGAUCUGCCCUGCCACCGAGACACACGCUUCCUCACCUCCAACUCCAUGUUCUACUCCACGCGCUCCUCCCCUCCCCCCUCGUCCUCCCCGCCACCACCUCCCCUCUCCUCCUCGUCUCCGGGGCGACCGGAACCAACUUCGGACGGUGAGGAGGCGUUGUCGUAUGACAGUUACAAUUUCGAUGAUUACGACAUCAUCAAUGAGAGGGAGGAGAGUUUGAGCGUCAGUUAUGUAAAGUCGAACUCGGACGACGCGUCAGUAGUGAUAUCCCAAGCGAACAACAUCCGGGUGGAGAACGAAGAGACGUUCGGCUUGUCCAACGCCGUUUGCUGGACGAACGCCACGGUGUGCACUAACGCCGGCAAUGUGUCCGUCAAGGAGGCCUCGCUUGAUGUACAACAGACGGUUCUCUCCAAACUCAGCCGCAAGAUCAGUCUAAAACUAGUCAAUUUCUUAGACUGUCUACGCGAAACAUAUUUUGGGACUUUGCAAAGGUGUCUGGAAUCUCUGGAGAUGUCGUGCAGACAGGAACUGGGGGGGCGACCGGCGAGCGAGGCCAUGAGGCAGCUGCUGUCUGUGGCGAGGCAGGUCCAACUCCAGCCGACCGGCUCGUUCUCAUUGCUCAGGUCGUUAUUGGACUCGCUACGGAGAUUUUUGCAUAGACUGCGUCUGUACGGGUCGGAGUCAGACAUGGCGUGCUGCGCGCUCAGCCCCGCGUGGCGGCGCCGAGUGGCGCUGCAUGCUUUACACUCCCUGACUCCGCACCGCCUCGCCAGGAUCAUAUCCGCUCAGAUAUUGGAGAAACUCACUUUGGCCCACGAGAAAUACCAAUCCGCUCUUGUUACACUAGAAGCGGCUUUAGAAGGAAGACUGCAUCAUACCGAAGCCAUCAAAUUAGCUAUUAGGAAAAAAUACGCACCGUCGUUCGCUCGUCUGUGCCUCGAGAGCACCUCAAUGUGUGACCUCCUCAUGUACGGGACCCCGGAGUUGGGCAGAGAGAUAGGCCGCGGUCAAUACGGCGUGGUUUACUCUGUGCGCGGCUCGUGGGCGGGCCACAGUCCGGCCGCCGUCAAGUCCGUGUUGCCGGCGGACGAGAGGCAUUACCACGAGCUGGCCAUGGAGUUCUUCUAUACCAGGAGUAUCCCGUGGCACCCGCGCAUCGUGCGGCUGCUGGGCUCGGUGGUGCAGCGGGGCGCGGGGGCGGGGGCGGGCGCGGGCCCCGGCGUGCUGCUGGUGUCGGAGCGGCGCGCGCGCGACCUGCACGCGGCCGUGCGCGCGCGCCUCGGCGCCGCCGCCAGCCUGCGGGUCGCCGCCGACAUCGUCGAGGGUAUCCGUUACCUCCACUCCCUCGGCUUGGUCCAUCGCGACAUCAAGAUGAAGAAUGUCCUUCUCGACAGCAAUGACCGCGCCGCCCUUUCUGACCUCGGUUUCUGCGCAGCCGAAGCCCUAAUAUCGGGGUCAGUGGUGGGCACGCCAGUCCACAUGGCACCCGAAUUGCUUAAUGGAGAAUAUGACGCGUCUGUCGAUGUCUACGCCUUUGGGAUAUUGUUCUGGUACUUAUGCGCUGGAAACGUUAAACUGCCGACCGCCUUCGAAAUGUUCCAGAAUAAAGAGCAAUUGUGGAGCAAAGUUAAACGAGGUCUUCGUCCCGAACGUCUACCGCACUUCACAGACGAGUGUUGGGAAAUUAUGGAGUCUUGUUGGGCCUCAGAGCCCUCCCAGCGGGCGUUGUUAGGCGACGUCCAGCCAAAACUGGAGAGAAUGCUCGAGAAGGCCUUAUUAGAAGACCAGGGCCCGACCGAAACGCAUAGGGAGUAUAAGGAGUAUGAUAGCGAUGAUAGUUUGGAUAUGACUGGCAUUGAUAGGGACCUAGUGUGAUAUAUAAUUAAAGAAUAUCGAAUUUACUUUCGUUAAAAUAUAUACUUUCGUUCGUAUCGUAAAUGUGAAAGUAUUUGUUCGUCAUGUAAUGGUCUUGAAGCCACCACAACGGGCCUUAUUAUGCCUCAUUAAGUCAAAAUUCGAAGAUAUCAAGGAAAGACUGAAAAGUAUAUGAAGUUUAAGGAGUAUGAUAGCGACGUGAAAUGCAUUGAUAGGGACUUUGGUUUGAUACAUGAUUCCAUAUCAAAUACUUCCGGAAAGUAUUGCAUUGUAUGUGCAAGUGUUUUAUCGUCGUGGUUAAGUCAUGACGCUGUCACAACGGGCCUUAUUAGGCGGCGAGCUACCGAAACUCGAAAAUGAAGAUCAAAGAAAGACUGAAACGUUUAGCUAGUGUGAGGAGUAUGAUAGAGUUAGUUGGAUUGAUGGAGUCCUGGUUUGAUUUUAAUACAAUAUAAAAUACUUUCGUAUUGUGAAUUAAUUUUGUGUUUCUUGCUUGUGAAAUAAUUUGUUUUGGUUAAUGAUUUGUCGGGUCUUGUAUCUAUUACAGUGGGCCUUAAAAUACUCGGGGCCUUAUUACAAUACAAGUCAAGGCUUAACAUUAAAGGGUGUGUAAUGACUAUAAUAGCAAAGUUUGUAUUCGUUCGCCGUGUCUUAUUUAGCGCCUUGGUUUAUGCCAUACAAUAAUAAUGAAUUAUAUUUUCCAAUAAAGUAAUAGGUGCCAAAUAAUGCAAAAUUUCAUUUUCAGCCCCGUUAACUAGGAAUUUAAUUAAGUUACCCUCUGCUGUGUCAAACGGAACUUAAUCCAUAAGCAUAACGUAUUCAUGUUUUAUUGCAAAAAGAAAUUGCAACAGCUGUGGAUAAGACAUUGAGGAACCACACGGCCAAUUUGUACCAUAAUGAUAGUAAUGCCACUAAAAAAAUUGUAUUAUAUACGAGUAAUUUAAGAAGCUAAAUUUGAAAGCUACUACUUUCAGUCGAUUCUAUGUCGUCGUAACCUGUAAGGUUCUUAAUUCUUAAAUGCUAAAGAUCAAAUUGAUUAUGAAGUCAUAGACUUAUGUUUAACAUAGUACCCUUUUAAAAGGAUUUCUUUUUUAGAGGACAAGUUUUAUGGUGCAAUAAAGUUUAUACAAACUAAGCCUGCUUGUGAUUGGCCAAAAGUUACGUAAAUGUGAUUUUGAUUGGUGUAAAAAUUGUGAUCUCAAUGAAAUUGGCCUAAAUAUCAAAGAAUUGUAAAUAGUUUUAAGAAAAUUUCUAAAAAAUUUUUGUUGCAAAAAUAGUGACAAGUCACAAAAUUAAAUAAACUUUUGUAUGAUAUCAAAUUGUUUGGAUUGCAUUUGUAAUGUUAUUAUGUAAUCAGGUUUUUGAAUGGCACAGUGAGUUAGGUAGGCGGGUUACCGUUAAAAAUUAAAAUAUUGCAGCGUACACAAUAUAAUUAUAUGGAUUUGAUAUUUUAAAAAUAUAAAGGUAAUCAUAACACUUCAUAUUAGUUUAUUCGUGGACAAUAAAAGAAGUCAAUAGUUUUUUACCAUUUGCAAAUUGAAACUACAAUAUGAGUAUACACUAUACAAACAAAUACAUACUGAGAUUUUAAGAUCUGAUCCCCAAUCGUGAGCUGAGGAAAAUAUAUUUUAAGAAACUUUCAAAACAUCAUAUUCAGUUCUGCCCUCGAGAUAUUUAGACAAGCUCUUCAUCUUGAAGACUUCGAAGCAAAAGAAAAUGCGUAAAAAAUCCUCCUUUUUUAAAGUCCGUUAAAAUUCAACAACUUUUUUUAUUAAUUUUUUAGAAGCGAGUGUAGUUUCCACUUAUAAUGCACUUCCCCUUUUGAAGAUUGAAGUUUAAUGAGAUAUUUCUUAUUAUUACCAAAGGCACAACAGAUAUAGUAUCACUAUUAAUAAUUCUGUCAAUGUUCAUUUAAAUAAAUCAAAUCUUAAUAAUCAAUUUUGUAGGUUUAUAUUUGUGAUACUGUGGUUUACGCUUUCGGGUUAGUUUUUAAUUUAAAUUUACAUAUAUUUACCUCUUUCAGGGGUAGACAAGGCUCUCGUAUUUCCAACCCGAUUAUGACACGAAGUGAUAUGAAAAAAGUUAUUUUAAGAUAAUAAUAUUUCUUCUUAAGUUUAAGAGCUAACUCUUGUCGGUGGAGUUAAGGGAAGCUUCCUCCAUUCGUCUCUUUUCUCUGUUUUUUUUUUAUUUUUUGGUUUUUGUAACGUUUACUUUUUGCUUUGUUUGAUCAAAAUAUUUUAUUCUUGGUCUUCCUCUUCCUAUCUUUCCGUUAAUUUAUGAAACUAAAGUAAAGGAAAGUGAUAUUUAUCGAUCAUAAAAUGUUAAGUUUUUCAUGAUAUUUAUAAGAAUUAAGGGCAGAAUGUCACCCAAUGAAUUUGUAUAUAAAGCUUUUUUUUUCCUAUGGCCUUAUUAGCUAUAUGCCUAUGUCAUGAUUGUGUCAUAUUAAAGAUUUGUAAUAUGUGUAGCAGUUUUAAGUCCAAUUUUAUAUUUUUCAUAUUGACGGGAUGCAUAUAUGUAGGUAUACGGGCCUAUAAAUUAUUAAUUUAUUAUGAAAGAUUUAAAAAAGUCAUUAACUUACUUUACAUUACAAAUACUACACAAAAUAGGCAUAAGGUGUAGCAGAUUUUAAUGAAGCAGUAUUGUUUGUUUUGGAGCUUGCUUUAUUUGCAAUAUUGAAACUAUUUUAUUGCCCUUUCUUAAUUUUUUUAUAUGUUUAAAUUAAGCUAUCUGCUAAAUUAAAUAAGAAGCAUUUUCGCUCGCACCCAUGAAGCACCUUUUAGAUUCCGUAUACGGAAUUCUAACAUUGUUUUAAAAAUGAAAUAUAAAGUACU